AUGGGGGAGGCAGAGGAUACGAAUCCCCGGCCACUGCAGCCAGAGCCUACAGAGGAUCUACCCGUUGACAAGGCUCUGCAAGAUGCUGACGCUGUGCCAGCCUUGCCAAACAGGGCGUCAGAGUCGGAGUGGCAGAUGCUCGCUGCAGAGCGCAAGGACAACUUUCCGGCAGUGGAGGCAGAACCUCAGUUUGCGCCACAAGCUUGGCCCAUUGAUGACUAUCCAUUCUGGAUUCCACUUGGCACUGCAUCUGAUGCCAGCGCUGGACUGAGUGGUUCGUCGACCUCCCAGGCUGUGCCAGCUGGAAUCCCCCUGCCAGUGUUGCGCACGGCUGCGGAUAAGUGCACUGGCCACGCCGAGAGCAAGCCGGCAGUGGCCGCGGCGUUGGAAGAUUCUGAUGGGGAUAAGCAAGUGGAUGGAUCUACGCAGACCCAGACGGACCUUCGUGGCAGUCACAUUGACCAGCUCCUGAAGCAGAAAGAGCCGUGCCUGGAAUGGAUUCGCACACUUGUCAGGUGGGCUCCGAUUCUCGUGUUGCUGAUAUUGUGGGCGCUUUGCCCGUUGUUCAACUCUGCCCUGCUAUCCAGCUUCAAGGCUUCGAAUCAGGAACUCAGCAAACUCGAACAUGAUCAUGAAUCCUGCGCGGUCCGCGAGACCAAACUCGAAAGCAAGGUGUCAGACCUUCAAGUCGACAUGGACCAUAUCACCCAUGGCAAGCAAUCCUGUGUUUUGGAGCUGGGGCAGCGUGCAGCUGAGAAUGUGCAGAUGGCCACUAAGAUGCGUGAGCUUGAGGAGGCGGACCUCCACUUCCUGCACCAUGUGCUGCACUGGAAGUGGCGGUCGGAACAAGCGGGCAAGGAGCGGAAUGAGGGAACCAUCAAUGUGCUGAAGGAGAUGCUAUCCAAGCUGGGAGAGCUAAAGGGGGAGGGGUUUCUCCUGAAGGCCAUCAACCGGAAGGCAACGUCUUUGUGA
This is a messenger RNA of Symbiodinium pilosum, 972 nucleotides long. NCBI's taxonomy places the organism in Eukaryota, Dinophyceae, Suessiales, Symbiodiniaceae. The record is from the annotation of a GenBank genome assembly.